AUCACCCUCCAUCCAACGGCCAACUCGAAGCAGCUGCCGCAAAUUACUCCCGAGGUGGAGGUGCCUCUGCUGACGACGCCCACGGUCACCGUCAAGUUCAGCAGCCCUCCCACCAUCCUGAGGCGCAGGAGCGUGCGCGGGCUCAGCCACUCCUCCCCCCCGCCUUCUCGUCGCCGCUGACGGACGAGAUGAGCGAACCGCAGGACACUCGCAAAAGCACGCCCCUCAAGAAGCUCCCCUUCUCCCCGUCGCAGUUCCUGAACUUGAAGGUGGAUUUGUGCCCGUCGCUCACCUCUACCCCUGUGUGCAGCCACAAGGUGGAGGUCACCACGCCACUGCAGAGGGACCACACGCCAAAGCCCUCCAAGGGUGGUGGCAAAGCCUGCCGCACUUCCAACAUCCGGCGCUCCAUCCUGGGACCGCCCCGCACCCCCACGCCGGUCAAGCAAGCGCUGGCAGCCAUGAGACCUCAGACACCUUCCCAGCUGGUGCUGCAGGAGCUGCUGGAGCUGCUGGGGAAGGAUGCGUCCUCGUUGCAGGACACCCCGGGGAGAUUCACCGGCCUCCGCUCGGCCAAAACCGGUAACCCCUGGAAGGUGAGCACCUUCACCACACGGCGAUUGCAGCGCCGCGGUGGCCAGGAGACGUUAACUCCCUCGCCAGGGAUGUAG
Lethenteron reissneri (Far Eastern brook lamprey) is the source of this 671-nucleotide messenger RNA. Its product is annotated as myb-related protein A-like. NCBI's taxonomy places the organism in Eukaryota, Metazoa, Chordata, Hyperoartia, Petromyzontiformes, Petromyzontidae. The record is from RefSeq and is a predicted model, not a curated record.